Messenger RNA from Mus caroli (Ryukyu mouse), 1398 nucleotides. RefSeq names its product SEC22 homolog B, vesicle trafficking protein (gene Sec22b). Gene Ontology annotation, biological process: retrograde vesicle-mediated transport, Golgi to endoplasmic reticulum; endoplasmic reticulum to Golgi vesicle-mediated transport. Gene Ontology annotation, molecular function: SNAP receptor activity. Gene Ontology annotation, cellular component: membrane. The record is from RefSeq and is a predicted model, not a curated record. NCBI's taxonomy places the organism in Eukaryota, Metazoa, Chordata, Mammalia, Rodentia, Muridae.
AAGCUCUGAAGUCGUUUCCGGCCACCUCAGCGGGAAGUGGAGACGCCAGCAGCUAGCUGUUGGGGACCUCAGCCGGAGGUGUAACUGGCCACCGCGGGAGAAGAAGGGGCAGUGACUGAGGCGGCCUGGUCUCCGUAACCAGGGAAGAUGGUGCUGCUGACGAUGAUCGCCCGUGUGGCGGACGGCCUUCCGCUGGCCGCCUCGAUGCAGGAGGACGAGCAGUCAGGCCGGGACCUUCAACAGUAUCAGAGUCAGGCUAAGCAACUCUUUCGAAAGUUGAAUGAGCAGUCCCCUACCCGAUGUACCUUGGAAGCAGGAGCCAUGACUUUUCACUACAUUAUUGAGCAGGGGGUGUGUUACUUGGUUUUGUGUGAAGCUGCCUUCCCUAAGAAGUUGGCCUUUGCCUACCUAGAAGACUUGCACUCAGAAUUUGAUGAACAACAUGGGAAGAAGGUGCCCACUGUGUCUAGGCCCUAUUCCUUCAUCGAGUUUGAUACCUUCAUUCAGAAAACCAAGAAGCUCUACAUUGAUAGCCGUGCUCGGAGAAAUCUAGGCUCCAUCAACACUGAAUUGCAAGAUGUGCAGAGGAUCAUGGUGGCCAAUAUUGAAGAAGUCCUACAGCGGGGAGAAGCACUCUCAGCAUUGGAUUCAAAGGCUAACAAUUUGUCCAGUCUAUCUAAGAAAUACCGCCAGGAUGCGAAGUACCUGAACAUGCGUUCCACUUACGCCAAGCUUGCAGCAGUGGCUGUGUUUUUCAUCAUGCUGAUAGUGUAUGUGCGGUUUUGGUGGCUGUGAGAUGUGAACCUAGUCACUAGUAAGGGAGAACCUAGAACCCCACAGGUGUAUGUUUUCAGGAAACUGAGCUCACAGGGCUGUGUAUUAGAAUCCACGUGGAACUUCUUCUGCCUCUAAAGACCUUGCAAGAAAAGACCUGUCCUGAAAAUGAAAGAUGGCGCCUCGUUUAAGGAAGCUUGACCCAUGUGGAAGUCUCUCUGGGACAGACUUUCUCUGGGUGCUGAGCUAUAUGUAUUAGGGAACAGUAGGUUGUCUUUUUGUUUCUCUCCCUCCCAGUACAUUUGUGAGACAGCAGAACUGGGGCAUUCUCUCUCUGAUGGAGCCAUCAGUGAGAUUUAAGGUAGCCAACCCAUUCUAGCAGCAUCCUGAAAUUCUGUCAAAGAAGGCGGCCCUCUGGGGAGUCCUAACUCUAAUCGACAUUCCUGUGUUGGUAGCGUGUGACUGAUGUUCUAGUGAGGCUCAUAGUGUGUGAGGGUUAGUUGCCUUGAUGCACAGGUCCUGUGCUGGCCACUGUAAGAAGUUAACUUUUGUUGUUCCUUUUGUAUUUGCUUAUUGCACAGUUGCUUUGGAAUUAAAUCAAUUAUAUAAUAUGCCUUGAAAUUA